AAUGGAAAACAGAGAAUAAGAUGUUCCAGCAAAAGAAAACCCAAUUGCUGAAGUAAGAUUAGAACAGAAAUUAAAUGAAAUAGAAGAAGUUGGGGAAAAGGGUAUAAAUGAGAUUGAGAAAUACUACAAAAUAACAGGAUCUCCAAUAAACAAUGCAAUUAUUGUUUAGAUUUUUAUAUGUGCUCUUGCUUCAGGAAGCACAGCUCUUGUGAAUUCUUUAGGUCCAGUUCGUUGGUUGAUUAGCUUAAUACCUGUGUUUAACCUAUUAAAUUUCAUUAUCUAUGCUGUUUUCUUAGCAUUUUUAUAGUUUGGAAGUCCAUUUUUCAAAAAGGUAUAUACAUUUUAUUAAUAUAAUAUAGAAACCAUGGAACUUCUUAUUUUUUAGUAUUCACUUUAUUGGUAAGUUUUCAUUCAUGGUAUUCUAUGGUGUAAACUAUCCAUUAAGUAAAUUUGAAGUAUUUUAUUUCCUUUGUGUAUUUGGUUACCUCUAUGUUUUAGCUUUGGUUAGAAAUAGAGAUGCAGGAUUAAAUGGAGUAGAUUUUACAAUUAAAGGAAACUUUUUCUAACUAGCCGGUCUUGGAAUAUUUUUGGGUUUCUUUUUGGUAUUCUUUAAUAUUUGACUGUUAGGCACUUCUUACUUAAGCAGGAUUUUGGCCAAUGAUUUGGUAACCAGUUUUAGGAGUACUAUAUUUCCUAUACCUUUUACUUGAAGUUUAGAGAUUCGAUGGAAGUCUUGAAUAUUUAAGAGAAGGAAAAAAUGCAUUAUUUUUGGGAGCAGCUCAAAUUGAUGCAGAUUUAUUAUGGUUUUGUCCUUUGGCUCUAUUUCACAUUAAAUCAAAAGGUGAUAAUAUAGUAAAUAAAGCAUAAGAAUAAUUUGAAGGAGCUAAGGAAGAAACUAAGAAGUUGAUUAAUUCUGAAUAGAAUGUAUGA
This is a messenger RNA of Paramecium pentaurelia, 930 nucleotides long. The record is from the annotation of a GenBank genome assembly. NCBI's taxonomy places the organism in Eukaryota, Ciliophora, Oligohymenophorea, Peniculida, Parameciidae.